Megalops cyprinoides (Indo-Pacific tarpon) is the source of this 4935-nucleotide messenger RNA. It is a transcript of the gene bmpr2b, whose product is annotated as bone morphogenetic protein receptor, type II b (serine/threonine kinase). Gene Ontology annotation, biological process: vasculature development; protein phosphorylation; BMP signaling pathway. The transcript is spliced from 13 exons. Gene Ontology annotation, cellular component: plasma membrane; signaling receptor complex. NCBI's taxonomy places the organism in Eukaryota, Metazoa, Chordata, Actinopteri, Elopiformes, Megalopidae. Bases 1014 to 4379 code for a protein of 1121 amino acids. Gene Ontology annotation, molecular function: ATP binding; transforming growth factor beta receptor activity. The record is from RefSeq and is a predicted model, not a curated record.
AGGAAAUUGAAACGAUUGGAGUUUUAAUUCGUAUUUGUAAGCUAUGUUAAAAUAGAUAGCUAACGUUACCCGUACUCCGUUUGCUGACUGUAGAGUAGGGGGUUGUUUUAUAUUGUUUAUAGCCAUAGUCUACCUACUAGCUUAAGGCCUUUCAUCGAUUGGUGCCAGUUUCACGUUUUUUGACAUAUUCCACGUAGUUAUUUUCUUUCUGUCAUAACGGUGCAUUGAAUCUUCAUUUCGUCUGUCUGUAAUAUGAUGUGUUUUUUUGUCAGGGAGCAAUCACUAGUUCGUUUGGUUCCCGGCCUUAUAGCUAACAUUAGCUGGUUAUUUUUGAUGGAAGGUUGCUUGACCGAGUUUGGGAAGCACGACGCAUCUCAGCCAUAAUUUACUAAUUUAACGUUAAUUACAAAUGUAACUAAGCGAGCUAACUUAGAUGGACCCGGUUUGCUAUUCAGUGUAUUAGCUAUCUAGCGUCUAACAGCUAAAUCGCUGGCUGUCUGCUUGGUAGUUUGAGGGAUUAUACAAGAAUACUCCUUACUAUUUAACGAUCUAUAUCUUGCUAAGUUAGUUAGCUCUUUAAUGCAUGUCAUUAGCCUACCUAAUAAUGCUAUAUGGAAAUUAAAACCGCAAGUUUUAAUAGCACCGCCCCUGGUUUAAAAUAAAGCAGGACGCACGAUUUGUGCAACGUUCCUCAAUUUACUGAGCUAGCCGGUACAUUUUGUGCCCAACUAGCUUUAGAUGUGGUUAAAUGUUAUGUACCGGCCAUUACUACCUACCCACUAAACUAACUCUACCUUAACUAACGUUAGUUAAUUGUGUAACGAGCGACAGGAAUAUAUCCUGAACGACACCCAGCUAGACUGGAAGGAAAGUAAGGAAUUGGUGUGGUAUCCUGUUGACAAUCCACAGAAUAUGUAUUGAACAGAAACUGUAGCCUGCACAGCCAAUCCAGCACCGUGCGAUAUUUUCAUCUUCAUAUUUAAUUCUCCCGGAGUAUGUAAACGCUGGAACGAAUGAGCUGGGACAACAUUUGGAGAGAAAACCCCCCCAAAAUGGAAACUUGUUGGAGGACCCGGCCAUUCCGGAGUACAGCAACCUUUAUGACAAUUGUCGGCCGAAUGUCGCUGCUGGUUUUGGGGCUGCACUCUGUGAUUGUUCUCGGCCCGGUCACUGCCACUCAGAGUGAGGAGCGCGAGUGUGCCUUCAGAGACCAGCAGCAUCAGUUUGACGAGCAGCACGUGGGCGAGGAUGGGCGGGGCCCGCCGGAGAACGCCACCGUCCGCUGCAGCAAGGGCAGCCGCUGCUACGGCCUGUGGGGGAAGACGAGCGACGGGGAGAUCCGCCUCGUCAAGCAAGGUUGCUGGGGUCACAUCAGCGAUCACCAGAUGUGCCACGAGGACCGCUGCGUGGUGACGACCACGCCCUCGCUGAUCCAGAACGGCACCUAUCGCUUCUGCUGCUGCAGCACUGACAUGUGCAACGUCAACUUCACAGAGGACUUCCCUCCACCGAGGCCCACCAAUGCGCUGCCGCUCUACGCACGUCCCCUUUACCGGGAGGAGGCCAUCAUCAUCGCCAUGGCAUCCGUUUCCCUAGUGGCCGUUCUCAUCGUUGCUCUUUUCUUGAGCUACCGCAUGCUGACAGGAGGCGGUAAGCAAGGCCUCCACAACGUGGACACGAUGGAGGCGGCCGUCUCCGAGCCCUCGCUGGACCUGGACAGCCUGAAGCUGCUGGAGCUGAUUGGCCGCGGCCGCUACGGCUCGGUCUAUAAAGGCUCUCUGGAUGAGUGCCCCGUGGCGGUCAAGGUGUUCGCUUCCGCCAACCGGCAGAAUUUCGUGAACGAGCGCGCCAUCUACCGGAUCCCCCUGCUGGAGCACGACAACAUCACACGCUUCAUCGUGGGCGACGAGCGGCUGGCGGCUGACGGACGUACGGAGUACCUGCUGGUGAUGGAGUACUACCCCCAUGGCUCUCUGUGUCGCUACCUGAGUCUACAGACAGGAGACUGGGUCAGCUGCUGCCGCCUGGCUCACUCUGUCACGCGGGGCCUGGCGUACCUGCACACGGAGCUACUGAGGGGAGACGUGUACAAGCCGGCGGUGUGUCACCGAGACCUGAACAGCAGGAACGUUCUGGUGAAGAGGGAUGGCACGUGUGUGAUCAGUGACUUCGGCCUGUCCAUGAAGCUGACGGGGAACCGUCCGACACGACCCGGAGAGGAGGAGAACGCGGCCAUCAGUGAGGUAGGGACAAUCCGCUACAUGGCGCCGGAGGUGCUGGAGGGAGCGGUGAACCUGCGGGACUGUGAGUCCGCGCUGAAGCAGGUGGACAUGUACGCCCUGGGGCUCAUCUACUGGGAGACCUUCAUGCGCUGCUCUGACCUCUUCCCAGGGGAAGCUGUGCCCCCCUUCCAGAUGGCCUUCCAGGCAGAGGCAGGGAACCACCCCUCCUUCGAGGACAUGCAGGUGCUGGUGUCCCGGGAGAAACAGAGACCCAAAUUCCCUGAAACCUGGAAGGAGAACAGCCUGGCGGUGCGCUCUCUGAAGGAGACGAUGGAGGACUGCUGGGAUCAGGACGCUGAGGCGCGGCUCACAGCGCAGUGCGCAGAAGAGCGCAUGGCGGAGCUGCUGCUCAUCUGGGACAGGAACAAACCAGUCAGCCCCACCCUCAACACCACCAGCACAGCGCUGCAGAACGAGAGGAAUCUGUCUCACAACCGCAGGGCACCGAAGAUGGGGCCAUACCCAGAGUACUCUUCCACCUCCUACAUCGAGGAGCACGAGGGCAUGGUAAAGAACCUGCCCGGCGACCUCUCCGCCUCAGGCACCUCCGCAGUGAGCGGGGUGGGGAGUGGGGGCGUUGGCAGCUGGACAUCUGGGGCUGGGGAGAAGAACCGGAACUCCAUCAACUAUGAGCGUGAGCAGCAGCAGGCCCAGUGCCGGUCCUCACCAGACACCGGCAACACCGCCUCAGAGGCGAGAUACCCAGAAGGGCCAGCAAGGGGCGCUGUGUCUGUGUGUCUGCCUCUCACCCAGGAGGACCUGGAGACCACCAAGCUGGACCCCAAGGAGGUGGACAAGAACCUGAAGGAGAGCUCGGACGAGAACCUGAUGGAGCACUCCCAGAAGCAGUUCAGCGGGGUCGACCCGCUACGUGCCAGCAGCUCUGGCCUGCUGUACCCCCUCAUCAGGUUGGCGGCUGAGGCGACAGGGGGGGCAGCCGUCGGAGGGAGGCCCGAGUUUCGGCCAGGCGACACGCCGGCGGCCAUCAUCCCCCUGCCUAAGCAGCAGAACCUGCCGAAACGGCCUGCUGCCCUGACCGCCGGCGCCAACCCCGCCGAGUCCUCCCGCCUGAAGCUCAGCGAGCGCAAGUCCAACCUGAAGCAGGCGGAGACGGGCAUGGCCAGAGUGAGCAGCGUCUCUGCUGCCGGAGGGGGUCCGUAUGGGAGCAGGAGCCCAGUGGGGCCUCCGGGGGCCGCCGCAGCACCUGCGCUUCAGAGCCAGCUGAGCGCUGAGGAGGGCCACCUGAACGUCAGCGUCACCUCCAGCCCGGACGAGCUGGAGCCUCUGCUGAGGCCAGACCCGCACCAGCGCGGCGGCCGCUCCAACUCCAACAACAACAACAGCAACAACAACAACGGUGACGGGAACAGUAAUGACGCUACCGCUAGCAACGGCGGUAAUGGGAACAGCAACGGCACUACCGGCGGCAGUAGCGGUAACGGUAACAGUAAUGGGACUACUGACAGUGACAGCGGUAACAGGAACAGUAAUGGUGCUACCGCCAGCAAUAGCGGUAAUGGGAACACUAAUGGCACUACUGCCAGCAAUAGCGGUAAUGGUGCUGUCGCCAGCAACAGUGGAAACGGGAACAGCAAUAGCAAUGGCACUACCGCUGGCAAUGGCGGUAACGGGAACGGUAAUGGGACUACCGCCAGCAACAGGGUUGGCACUAGUGAGGGCACCUGUCCCCCAACAGAGGAUGCUGAAGCUCCUCCGGCCUCCGCCCCUGUGCCCCCUGAACCCCAGGAGGCCCAGCUGAGGCAGCCCAAACCCCGCAGAGCAGAGCGGCCCACUUCUCUGGACCUGUCUGUCCUGGCCACACCACUGGGUGAGGCCGCGGGACCCGGGGAGAAGAUAAGGAGGCGCGUGAAGACGCCCUACUCCCUGAAGCAGCUGCGGCCGGCCUCAUGGGUCAUCUCCACCGAUGCCCUGGACGCGGAGCUCAACAACAACAGACACGGCCACCCCCAGGGUCAGAGCCAGGCCCGGCCCGCCGGCCGCCAACGGCCCAAAUCCAGCGCCGCCGUCUUCCUAGUGGAAGGGGCAGCGGCCACAGCCCCCCUGACCUCUGACCCCUCCAGAAUGACCUGCCUGUGACCUGUGACCUGUGGCAUGUCAUAAUGGGUUGUGUGUUGUGCUGGAAGAUGUUUUGCAAGUCAUUUUCUUCACUUGAGAAAAAAAAGCCUAUUUAAAAUGACGAAAGCACUCCAAAAACCUCAAGCAAGUGCAUAAUUCCUAUUCCUUUUGUACUUUUGCAGCGCUAUGCAGAAACAUUGGCUUUAAAUCCUCCCAUCACUUUUGUUGUUCAUAUGCAUUUUUCCAUAUUGAUUUGUAUUGUAUAUGCCUGUUUAAAAUGUUUCGGGGUCUUUGUUGCACUCUUUAACUAAGCAAGUUAAGUCUGUCUCCUGUGACCACGUAAAAAUUGGCCUCAGACCUUAAAGGAGAAGAACGUGACAAUGUGCUGGUUUUACAAAGUAGACUGUGCAUAGAGGCCUGCGUGAAUCGGCAUGAUAUAUCCAGCUGGAUACAGCAAACCAUUGUGGACUGUGGUGCUGUUUCAGAUUUUAACUUUAUGUUAAGCAGAUUCGCAUUUAUGUAUUUGUAUGUAUUUCAUACAUACAAUUACAUUUCAUGUAAUUACUGUGUAUCCUUC